AUGCUUGAGAAGGGCAACGUGGAGCUUCUCCUAGGAAGGGCAGUCAAGUACUUUCUAGAGGUGUUUUUGAGACCUUCAACUGGAAUUACCUUGUCACAUAUCACACAGCUGGUUCUCAGUCACAACAAGCUUACAACUGUACCAGCAAACAUCGCAGACCUGCGAAACAUAGAAGUGCUCAACUUCUUCAACAACCAGAUUGAGGAGCUGCCUACGCAGAUUAGCAGCCUUCAGAAGCUCAAACACCUAAAUCUUGGCAUGAACAGGUUAAAUACGUUACCAAGAGGAUUCGGCUCUUUACCUGCUCUGGAGGUUCUUGACUUGACUUAUAACAAUUUAAAUGAAAAUUCUCUACCUGGAAACUUCUUCUAUCUGACCACCCUGCGUGCACUCUAUCUAAGUGACAACGAUUUUGAAAUCCUGCCGCCAGAUAUUGGGAAGCUCACAAAGUUGCAGAUACUAAGUCUUAGAGACAAUGACCUGAUAUCACUGCCUAAAGAAAUUGGUGAGCUCACUCAGCUUAAGGAGCUUCAUAUCCAGGGAAAUCGUCUUACUGUGCUGCCACCAGAACUAGGUAAUUUGGAUUUGACUGGUCAAAAGCAAGUCUUCAAAGCGGAGAACAAUCCUUGGGUUACCCCUAUUGCUGACCAGUUCCAGCUGGGAGUAUCUCAUGUUUUUGAAUAUAUUCGUUCAGAAACAUAUAAAUAUCUUUAUGGCAGACACAUGCAGGCAAACCCAGAACCUCCAAAGAAGAAUAACGACAAGUCAAAGAAGAUCAGUCGUAAACCUCUGACAGCCAAGAACAAAUAAGUCACUGGCUUGAGCCUGUUUUUAUGUCUUUUAAACUUUUUUGCAUGUGCCUACAAUAUUCCUACGUAGCUCCUGUUACUCAUAUUAUAAGAAAGCAGAGUCUAUAGGUAAAAGCAAUUUACCAUGUAUACUGCUUCAUAAGAUAUUGCUUAAAGAAUACAAAAUUACAUAUUCUCCUAAUUAUGAUCACAUUCCUGUAGCCAUUUAAUAGAUCACUGUCAAAUACAUUUUAGCUUUUCUAUUUAUAUGUAUAUUAAUAUCCUCUGUUCACAUGUAUCACAUGUUCUGUUAAUAUCUGAUUUUUUUCUGCACCUAUAUUAUACUACAGUAAUUUUCAUAUAAUAUUGCAAAUGAUUUUAAUAAAGGUCUGUAUUUGUA
Molecule: messenger RNA, 1188 nt
Organism: Struthio camelus australis
Lineage: Eukaryota; Metazoa; Chordata; Aves; Struthioniformes; Struthionidae
Source: RefSeq, a predicted model, not a curated record